Anoplopoma fimbria (sablefish) is the source of this 1522-nucleotide messenger RNA. RefSeq names its product ADP-ribosylation factor-like 14 effector protein (gene arl14ep). Gene Ontology annotation, cellular component: intracellular membrane-bounded organelle. The transcript has 5 exons. The coding region runs from base 126 to 791 and encodes 221 amino acids. Lineage: Eukaryota; Metazoa; Chordata; Actinopteri; Perciformes; Anoplopomatidae. The record is from RefSeq and is a predicted model, not a curated record.
AUUCUAUCUCCACCAACGAAGAAGCUAAAAAAAAAAGAAAAACAAUAACAACCCGUGUUUCUUUCCUGCACGUUUCCCUCACACGUUUUAAAUGAUAAAGCAUCGCAGCACAGGUUGGUAACACGAUGCCGGUCCUCUGCGCUGCCAUAGGCUGCAACAACAAGUUUGUGAAAGGGUCGGAAAUCAGGUUUUACAGGUUCCCACUCAGCAAACCCCUACUCGCCAGCAAAUGGGUCCACAGUCUGGGGAUGAAAAACUUCAUCCCGACCGCCAACACCUGCCUCUGCUCGGAGCAUUUCAGGGCCGACUGCUUCAGGGACUACAACGGCAAACAGUUUCUGAGGGAGGACGCGGUGCCCACCAUCUUCGCCCAGGGGCAGGAUUCAUCAAAGAUUGAACUUCGUAAAAGAGGGGUGAUACCAAAGGAGGCUCCGGUGGUGAAUCCGAUAGGAACACAGGCAGACAGAGACCGAGCGAGAGAGGCCGUCAGUGUACGCAGAGAAAAAAGAGGAGGAAUGAGGGGUGGACGAGGAGGCCGCGGAGGAAAACAACUCGGUGACAGACAGACCGUCGGGGCCAAGAGCAAAGUGUACGACAACAAAGGCCGGCUGCUCUCCAACACCAAGGACAUGUGUGACUGCCUGGACGUGGACUGCAUGGGCUGCUUCUACCCGUGCCCCGACUGCGGCUCACGCAAGUGCGGAGUCGAGUGCCGCUGCGACAGGAAGUGGCUCUACGAGCAGGUGGAGGUGGAGGGCGGAGAGAUCAUCCGGAACAAGUUUGCUAUCUAGUGAACGUGGGACCUUUUUUCAAAACUGUGAUUUUAAAGAAUCUUCCACAAUGAUCACUGAUACGUCUGAGGAUUUACAAAGAUACUGCCUGUGGUAGAAAACUAUGAAUAACAAUGUAAGUAUUCUGCUGAAUGUUGGAUGUGUUCUUAUAAAUGUUUUGGUUUCCUUUUAAAGUUUCUUAUGUACCAAACUAUUCUCUUAAUGUUUACACUGUAGCGUCUGCAGAGGAAGCCAGAACACACCCGACUCUCUCAAGUGAAAUCCCAAAUUUCAUCUUUCAUUGAGGGUGUUUACAUGCACAUGGUGGUUUAUAAUCAUAUUUAGGAUAUGGUGUUUCCAUGGUCAAACAUAUAAACAGGCUACUCCAAUAACCCGAUCAUAAACGGGUUGUUCUUGUCCAUGUAAACACGCUCACUUUGUUGCUGAAUUUUGUAUUAUUUUAAUGUUUUCUUUUUCUACUUGAAUUAUCUACAGAGGAGUAAAAAAUAUUUUGUAAUACUUCUGAAAUACAAAACUGAAAUUAGGACCCAAAGACUUUGAAGAGUUGAGGAGAGAUUUGGUUUAAUCAUGUGACAUUUCUGAAUAAAGAAAAAAGAGGUUUAUGUACAUGCAUCAUUUUGUUAAAAAAAAUAACUGGUUGGACCAAAAACAUUCAAGAAAACCAGUCAUGUUUUAGUUUUUUGCAUAUUCAAUAAAAUGGAAAAAUGUAUCAAAUCCUUGAUGUUUUAUAG